CGCAUCACAAUAUGGGCCACAAAAUUGCAGAGCAGAUAGAAAUUGUCCACAGCACACUAUCCAAUGUAUUGCGUCCACGUGUCAGCGCAUUGUUAACUGCUUAUCUUCUAUCCCCUUCCACUCCCGCUUGGCUCAAACUCGGUAACAAGAAAAACCUCUGUUCUUCGUUUGCAAGAGCCGUUUUAUUUUAAAUUUAGAUUUUUUGCUUAUCGUAUUAAUAAAGAAGAUGGAAACUAGUAUUGUUAGCUCUGCUCGUGCAUCCAUAUUGCUCAAUGUCUCCUCACGACAGUAUUCCUCAACUUCGCUGGUCACGCGUUCUCGUCAUCCCCUUUUUGGUUCCAAGAAUUUGAUGACAAGCUCAAUAUUUGGAGUCUCUUUACGUUACGCGCCGAGAUCAUCGGUCAGAGUUUCCAAGGGAAAAAGUUCUGCACUGGUGACUAAAUGUGAAAUUGGUGAUAGCUUGGAAGAAUUUCUAUCAAAAUCGACAUCGGAUAAAGGGCUGAUUAGGGUAAUGAUGUGCAUGGGGGAAGCACUUAGGACGAUUGCGUUCAAAGUAAGAACUGCAUCUUGUGGAGGAACGGCUUGCGUUAACUCUUUCGGAGAUGAACAACUUGCUGUUGACUUGCUUGCUAACAAGCUUCUAUUUGAGGCAUUGCAAUAUUCUCAUUUCUGCAAAUAUGCUUGCUCUGAGGAAAUCCCUGAGCUUCAAGAUAUGGGAGGCCCAGCGGAAGUGGGAACUAUAUUUGGAGUGUGGCCUGGGGACAAGCUUACUGGGGUUACUGGUGCUCAACAAGUUGCUGCUGCCAUGGGCAUUUUUGGGCCCAGAACAACUUAUGUGCUUGCUCUUAAAGAUAUUCCUGGAACACAUGAAUUUCUCUUGCUAGAUGAAGGAAAAUGGCAGCAUGUAAAAGACACUACGUCAAUAGGAGAAGGAAAAAUGUUUUCCCCUGGUAACUUGAGGGCUACUUGGGACAACCCCAACUAUGCCAAGCUGAUCGACUACUACGUACGUGAGAAAUACACGUUGCGUUACACAGGAGGAAUGGUGCCUGAUGUAAAUCAGAUCAUAGUGAAAGAAAAAGGGAUUUUCACGAAUGUGACGUCCCCAUCAGCGAGAGCAAAGUUGAGAUUGCUGUUUGAGGUGGCACCUUUGGGAUACUUAAUCGAGAAGGCGGGUGGAUUUAGUAGCGACGGCAAACAAUCUGUGCUGGACAAAGUGAUUAUGAACCUUGAUGAUAGGACUCAAGUUGCUUAUGGAUCCAAGAAUGAGAUUAUCCGAUUCGAGGAAACACUCUAUGGAACUUCCCGCCUCAAUGUUGGUCAGCCUGUUGUUGGAGCUGCUGCUUGAGUCAGUGAGGACCAUAUCAUUUCUACUUACUUUCUUGUAAAUGCCUUGUGCCUACACAGACUCCUGGCAUUUUAAUAGAAAACACAGCUUCUCCUGGCAUUUUAUUUAGGUCGAAUUUCUUUUACACCCCAUUAUAUACAUGCACUUUCUUUCACAUUGUCCUAUAAAAAAACUUCUUUUCACCCCAAUACUCACAAAACUAUAUGCGAUAUAAAUCGAAUAUCCAAAAGAACCGCAUAAUUAACAAUUAUGCAAGAUUUUGUUGUAUAUAUACUAACGC
Messenger RNA from Striga asiatica, 1628 nucleotides. NCBI's taxonomy places the organism in Eukaryota, Viridiplantae, Streptophyta, Magnoliopsida, Lamiales, Orobanchaceae. The record is from the annotation of a GenBank genome assembly.